Messenger RNA from Protobothrops mucrosquamatus (brown spotted pit viper), 1813 nucleotides. Its product is annotated as glutathione S-transferase kappa 1-like. The record is from RefSeq and is a predicted model, not a curated record. Gene Ontology annotation, cellular component: peroxisome; mitochondrion. Bases 62 to 640 code for a protein of 192 amino acids. The transcript is spliced from 7 exons. NCBI's taxonomy places the organism in Eukaryota, Metazoa, Chordata, Lepidosauria, Squamata, Viperidae. Gene Ontology annotation, molecular function: glutathione peroxidase activity; glutathione transferase activity. Gene Ontology annotation, biological process: glutathione metabolic process.
GGGUUGUGGUGUCCUGUUGACAGGCAGGCUCUCUCUCCCGGACCUGGCAUUCCGACCGAGCAUGGCUUUUUUGCGCCAGAGUUCCGGGGUCAGCAAGAAGAAGGUGGAGUGUUUCUACGAUGUCGUGUCCCCCUAUUCCUGGCUUGGCUUUGAGAUUAUUUGCAGGUAUCGUUCCAUCUGGAAUCUAGAUCUGCAUUUGCGGCCAGUUUUCCUUUCAGGGAUAAUGAACGCCACUGGGAACCAGCCUCCAGCAAUGCUUCCCAAGAGAGGAGAGUAUUUGCAAAAGGAUGUCAGUCAAAUGGGAAAGUAUUGCCAAGUGCCAAUAAAUUUACCAAAGGAUUUUGUAAACGCUAUGAUAGUGAAAGGAAGUCUGCCUGCCAUGCGUUUCAUCACUGCUGUAGAUAUAGCAGAACCUCAGUUUCUGGAGUCUGUUUCUAGAGAACUCUGGAUGCGCAUUUGGUCCAGGGAUGAAGACAUAGUUCAGCCAGAAAGUAUAUUAGCAGCAUUUGGAGUGCCAUGUUUUGUUAUCCAGACUGAUGGAAAACCCCAGCUUUUCUUUGGUUCGGAUCGCGUAGAACUACUGGGAAAUGUUUUGGGGGAGAAGUGGCUGGGCCCCGUUCCCACAUCGUCUAAGCUCUAGUUCUCAGGAGCAGUGAGAAAGGCAACCUGCUAAAAUGAUAAACCUCCCGUCCUUCCUACUUCUACAAGAUGACUGGCAUUGGAACUGGCUUAAUAUAAAAGAUCAUAGUGAUUGUCUUCAAAUAUCAUGCAAGUGUCAAGACUGAAGCUCUCAGAGCAGGGAGCUGUUAUAUACCCCUUCUUGCAACCACUGAGUACCAGGAUCUAGAUGGCUCCUAAAGUAACGAAUUGUCAUGGAAAGGUCCAGGAAUUCAGUUCCUGGUAGAAUAACAUCUGGUUACCUGCGAUUGAUGAUUCCCCCAAAAGAUGAAACUGGUCACCUGGUAGUCAGGGUAACUGACAAUUUCCAUGCAUUAGGAGUCUUCAGUAUUCAGGAUGCUUGUCUGCAAGAAUUGUUUUCUCUGUCUUUCACCUCCUAACUCAGCCACCACAGCAAUGAGCUAUAAAAAGUCUAGUUGAGAAAAGCACCUGUCUGUAAAAACAUUGAUGGGUUACUUUUCACCAUCAUUUAUAUAAUACUGCAUUUUACAUCCUCUCCUUGUUUAGCAGCAGCAUUAUUCCAGCAACUUUGUCAUUAAGGGAAAUAGUUUCUAAAUAGGUGUAUGUGAAAGAGAGAGAUGCUGUGAAAAUUACUGAUUGCUGCCUUCUCAUUCAGAUGAGGUUUCAUGCAACUACGGUAGUAUUUCUCUCUCUCCAGCUUGCAUUGUUCUUGGGCAUGAGAAAUUUGCUCAUGUAUGUAUGUGCAUUUGGUCAGAAAAUGAAUUUUUAUUAUCAGUUAUUACUGUUUUAUUUGCAAAUGGCCACUAACCAAGGUAGUUGCUAACUGAGGAGAGAUUGAAUAUCCCACCUUUUAUCUAUGAGCACUGAUUGACUCAUGAUGUUCCCUACUUGUUUUCUGUGUUUCGGUGAAGGAAUCAGAGGUUGUCAUCAAACUGGAAGAGAAACACUGCACUCGAAACACCUAUUAAUUUGAAUGUGUUAUGAUGUAUGUCAGUGGUGUGUUAUACAUGUUUAUGAGUACUAAUAUAACCAUUAUAUGAUCAUUUGAUUUGAAAGGCCAAUUGUGAGGGAGGGAAUGUCAAUUUUAAGACAAAUUCCAGUACUCAUACUGAUUUAUUUCAUUUAUGUGUUAUUGUCAUUCAAUAAAUGAUAUAAAUGAUGUCCUUUACAUAAA